Messenger RNA from Cariama cristata (Red-legged seriema), 795 nucleotides. RefSeq names its product CD44 antigen-like. Gene Ontology annotation, cellular component: plasma membrane; macrophage migration inhibitory factor receptor complex; basolateral plasma membrane. The transcript is spliced from 6 exons. The annotation marks the transcript as partial. Gene Ontology annotation, biological process: cell adhesion; inflammatory response; positive regulation of ERK1 and ERK2 cascade. Gene Ontology annotation, molecular function: cytokine receptor activity; hyaluronic acid binding. Lineage: Eukaryota; Metazoa; Chordata; Aves; Cariamiformes; Cariamidae. The record is from RefSeq and is a predicted model, not a curated record.
AUGGCCAGCUUCUCCUUAUGGGCAACUUUUGGAUUAUGUUUGCUGGAGCUUUGUCUAGCAGAAACACAAUUCAAUGUAAGUUGCAGAUAUGGAGGAGUUUUUCAUGUUGAGAAAAACGGUCGCUACAGUCUUACACGAUCUGAAGCAGUCGAACUCUGCAGAGCUCUCAAUAGUACCUUGUCAACACUAGAGCAAUUGAAGAAAGCUCAUGAACUUGGAUUUGAAACUUGCAGGUAUGGUUUUGUAGUGGGGAAUAUUGUUAUCCCACGGAUCAAUCCCUAUCCUCUUUGUGCAGCAAAUCAUACUGGCAUUUACAAACUUUCCACAAACACAACUGGUCGGUAUGAUGCAUAUUGUUAUAAUGCAACAGAAACAAGGGACAAAGCGUGUGAGCCAAUUGAAAGACCAGGUACUUCUUUCCUCAAUCAUCAGAGUGAAAUAGAUACAGUCAUUGACAAUGCAGAUGGCUCACGUUAUAAUGCAGAUGACACGCAUCAUAGCAGAGAGUCCUCAACCUCAGGUGUGGAUGAUGAAAAUGUAGGUAGCGGAUCAACACAUGACACAACUGCCAUGGAUACCUCCAUCAGGAGAUCCAGCCCCUCAUAUUAUGGAAGUGCUACUCCAGUCUCACAGCUGCCAGAUCAUUCUUCUGGAGGGGGUGAAAAAGAAAUUCCUAGAAAAGAUUCUGAUUAUGAAGUUUCUCCUGUAUCUCCUGACAUCUCUUUGGUGACGGCAACUGAUGAUUCCCCUGAAGAAGAUGGUGGACAGUAUCCUGCGAGUACUAGUAAGAUUUAU